This is a messenger RNA of Acanthosepion pharaonis, 1518 nucleotides long. Lineage: Eukaryota; Metazoa; Mollusca; Cephalopoda; Sepiida; Sepiidae. The record is from the annotation of a GenBank genome assembly.
AUGUCGGGCAAUGGAGCUUUCACGCCUGCUGUAUUAGAGCCGGCCACUUCAUCAUCUGCCGGCGCGGAAGCAAAUUCAGAUGAGUGGCAUGUCUUCAGAAAGCAAGACAUGAGAAUGUGUGAUUACCAUUUCCGAAGAUCACCAGCACCAUCAGGACAGGUAGACCAUGUCAGCUCUCUGUCAGAAAAUCUGGGGGAUCUCAUUGAAAACUCGGAGUACAGUGACAUUACUAUUUUGGUGGAAGGGGUUCCUUUUAAAUGCCACAAGGUUAUCUUGGCUGCAAGGUCAGAGUACUUUAGGGCCUUACUGUAUGGUGGUAUGCUUGAAUCUCAGCCUGGCACCAAGGAAAUAGAACUCCAAAAUACAUCGGCCAAAGCUUUUGAUGCUUUGCAGAGAUACAUGUAUACAGGAAGGAUGAAUUUGGUGGAGGCUAAGGAAGAGAACCUGCUGAACAUAUUAGGCCUGGCUCACCAAUACGGCUUUGUGGAACUGGAGAGUGCUAUUUCUGAUUACCUAAAGGCCACUUUAAACAUUCGAAAUGUGUGUCUGAUUUAUGAUCUUGCCAAUAUGUACAACUUGACAUCUUUGUGUCAAGUUUGCAAGGAAUUCAUAGACAGAAAUGCUAUGGACAUUCUUCACAGUGAAUCUUUUUACAGUCUCUCACAGUCAUCUGUUAAAGAAUUGCUGUCCCGUGAUUCCUUCUGUGCUCAAGAAAUAGAUAUCUUUGACGCCAUAUACAAGUGGUCUGAAUACAACCCCGGACUUGAUGCUGGCCCCAUCCUAGAAGCUGUACGACUGCCUCUGAUGUCCAUGCAGGAUCUUUUAAAUAUUGUGAGGCCAACUAGAUUGGUAUCUGCGGAUGCCAUUUUGGAUGCUAUUAAGGUUCUUACAGAAUGUCGAGGAAUGGAUUUAAAAUACAGAGGUUUCUUAGUUCCUGAAGAGAACAUUGCAACGGUUCCCCAUGGCAGCCAAGUGGUUAGAGGUGAAAUGACUCAGGCUUUGCUUGAUGGGGAUACACAGACUUAUGAUUUUGAUAGAGGAUUCACUCGUCAUCCUAUAGACGGCAACAAUGGCCAAGGGAUUGUCGUCAAGCUGGGACAACCAUAUAUCAUUAAUACAAUUAAAAUGCUUCUUUGGGAUCGAGAUAUGAGAUCUUAUUCAUACAUAAUUGAAGUGUCAAUGGAUGACAAAGACUACCAACGUGUAAUUGAUCACAUUCCAAGUGAGAAUGUGGCCACAAUCCAAGCAAGUGCAUGUGUAAUUGAAGGAGUGAGUCGCAGCCGUAAUGCUUUGAUAAAUGGGGACAUCCGCAACUAUGAUUGGGAUUCAGGCUACACAUGUCACCAGUUGGGCAGUGGUGCCAUUGUGGUGCAGUUGGCACAGCCCUACAUGUGCAGCUCCAUGAGGAUAUUAUUAUGGGAUUGUGAUGAGAGGAGUUAUAGUUAUUAUGUGGAAGUUUCCACUGAUCAACACCAUUGGGUAAUGGUGGCCGACCAACGGAAUGAAGCUUGCAGGUGA